AUGAAUUGUUCUCAUUCCCAUCAGCAAGGUGAUGAUACCAUUGAUUCUUCCAACACCAGCAAUAACAAUGGCAAAACAAGUAAUAGCAAUGGAACAACAACUAGCGGUACUACUAGUUGUGGGCAACAGAAUGAUCACGUGAUCGCCACCGUUACAAAUCCUUUGACAAUCCAUUCAAAUUCACCACAAUUUCAACCGACCAAGAAAAACUUGGAUGAUUCCGAAUUAAUUUCUAUGGAUUUAAAUCAGAAUGAAUCAGCCCCUUUUCAACCUGCCCAAGCAAUGACACAAGCUCAUGCUUUCACUGGUACUAGUAGCGUCACUCAAAAGGAACCUCACACACCUAUCGACGAUGAAAGAGAAUUUCUCUUGACAUUACAGGACAAAAAUGUCUUGCCUCCACCUCAUACACUUUCCAUCAAAGAGGUGACUACACAGUUUCAUACCAAUGCAGAGCACGGACUCUCUACAACACAGGCACAGGAAAGAAUUCAACUAUUUGGAAGAAAUGAAUUGAAGAGUCAAGGUGGAAUUAAUUUAUGGAAACUGUUGGCGUUUCAUUUAUUCACUUUUAUGAAUUUAAUUCUUGCAGUUGCUAUGGUGAUUUCAUUUGCAGUCACUGAAUGGGUGGAUGGAGGCGUGGUUGCAUUUAUUAUUGUGUUAAAUAUCAUUAUUGGUGUCUUACAAGAAUAUCGAUCUGAAAAGUCCAUGCAAAAACUAAAACGUAUGCAACACACCUUUACCAAAGUGGUUCGAAGCGGAACACACAGUGAAAUUCCAUCUCAUCAACUUACAUUGGGAGAUGUCAUCAUGUUGGACGAAGGUGAUCAUGUACCUGCUGAUUGUCGACUCAUCUAUACAGCUCAAUUAGAAUGUAUGGAAGCAAUUUUAACAGGAGAAUCCGAACCAGUGAAAAAGAAUGCCAAUGUCAUCUUUGCACAGAAUAAGGAAAGUGCAAGAAUUACUGUUCCUCAAGCCUCAAAAAAGAAGAAGAGAUGGCCAACCUCAAGAAGAAGUAGUAUUGCAGAAACACCAACCACCACUGAUGCUCGAAAGAGUGUUAACGAUGGAGGCGUUCCAAACACAUCGUUUGAUGCAACUAAUAGAACUUCAAUAUUUUCUCUUACAAGACCAUCCUUCUCGGUUCUUUCCGCCUCUGAAGGCAAACCUCAUCAUGGAAAACAACCAGUGGUCGAUGUAGGAGACCGAAUUAACAUGGUCUUCAGUGGUACAACAGUGACAAGAGGAAAAGGUCGAGCUGUUGUAGCUGCAAUUGGUAUGCAAACAGAAAUUGGUGCCAUUGCUCAAUCUAUUUCCAAGCAUACACGACAAAGAUCAAAAUUACAAAAAAGAAUGGCUUUACUGGGAUUAGUUUUGGUCAUUGCUGGUGCAAUUUGCACAGGAUUGGUAAUAUUGGCUGCUUAUCUGCAUAAAUCAAUGCCAUUGUUUCCUGAUGCGUUGACUGUUGGAGUGAGUACUGCUAUUGCAAUUAUUCCUGAAGGUUUGAGUCCAGUUCUCACCCUAACUAUGACCAUUGGAGUCAUGAGAAUGGCCAAACAGCAUGCCAUUGUUCGAAAAUUGGAUUCCAUUGAAACUCUUGGAAAUGUGACAGACAUUUGCAGCGACAAAACAGGAACCAUAUCUGAAGGUGUUAUGGCAGUAAAAGAAUGUAUUCUCUCCAAUGAUAUGGUUUUUCAAAUUUUGGGAGAUGAUAUCGAAAUGAAAGAGGUUACUAAAACCUUACAAGCUGCACACACUUCUUCGACAAGCAACAAUGUGACCAAUUCUGCAAUGGAGACUGCAUCUGCUGCUGUUCCUGCCAAGACAACCCCAAAAUUGACCUCUUCAUCUCCAUUGGUGUUGGUCGAUAUAGGAUUAAAACAAAGGCAAGAUCAAAUGGAUACUCUCUCGCAAGCUCAACCAACAAUUGUAACAACCGAUUACAUUAACCAAGAAAAUGAUUUGUUAAAAACCUUUCUCAUGAUUUCAUCCAUGUGCAAUGGCUGUAGUCUAUCGAAAGGAAAUGUUGAGGUCACAACAACUACUUCAAAACGAAAGAAACGAGGAAAUAUUUUCAAAAGAGUGAAAGAAUUUAAGAAGAAGAAGAUUGGAAAAACUUCACCCCAUGAAUUAAAACCAUUGAAGAGUGGAGAACCUGGAAGUGAGGAAGAAGAGCUCUAUGUUGGAGAUCCUACCGAAAUAGCAUUGAUGACUCUUGCUCAACAGUAUGGAUUGGGAAAGAAGCAUUUGGAACGCUCAGAUUCUUCCACUGAAGCGACCAGUAUCGAAGAAGAAUUACAAGAGUAUGAUUCCACUCAGCUGUUUACACUCUUUCAGGAAUAUCCGUUUGACAGUAAUUUGAAAAGAAUGAGUGUUAUUUAUACGAAAAGGUCCAAAAGAAAACAAUCAACAGGAGAGGAAACUGAAACCAUUGAAACUAACAAUGAUGAUAGGAUGGAAGACGAUGAAUAUAUUUUUGUUAAGGGUGCGCCAGAGCACGUACUCAAUUUUUCCACACACUAUUACACAAGUGAAAAACAUGUUGGAGUGAAUCAAUGGUCUGUCACCAAUCAUGAUAGCAGCAAUGAGGAUUCGAAACAAACUGUAGCUCCCGUCACACAACGGUAUUUAGACCAUUUGAGACGACAAAACGAGCUAUUGGCAAAAAAAGGACUACGUGUCCUUGCAUUAGCAUUUCGAAAACGAGAGCAUUUACCCCAUUUACUGUCCAAUUCAACCAAUGCAACAACCUCUGAAAAUACUUUGGAACAUGAGAAAACUCAGGAAGAGAAUCCCAAAGAUGAAAAGAGGCCAUUGUUGACGAUUACAUCUUCCACGACGGACACCAAUUACUAUGAAAGGUCUCAAGUAGAAAAAGAUUUAAUUUUUGUUGGACUGGUCGGUAUUCAAGAUCCUCCAAGACAAGGUGUGAAAGAAUCCAUCAGUAUUUGUCACCAAGCAGGAAUUACUGUGAGAAUGAUCACAGGUGAUCACAAAGCUACAGCCGUCGCCAUUGCCAAACAAGUUGGAAUGGUCACUCCUGAACUAUUGGCAUCACCUCAAUCCAAUCAAAUCGCCAUGAAUGCUCAUGAUUUUGAUGCAUUGACCGAUGAAGAGCUACGUAACUUGAAAGAGUUACCAAUCAUUAUUUCCAGAUGCUCACCAGAAAGUAAGGAACGAAUGAUUCAUGCUCUACAUCAGAGAAAAAGAGGAACUGUAAUGUGUGGAGACGGAAUUAAUGAUUGUCCAUCCAUUAAGGCUGCUGAUGUUGGUAUUGCAAUGGGAAAGUCAGGAAGUGAUGUCGUCAAGGAUUGUGCAGAUAUAGUAUUAACCGAUGAUAACUUCUCAACCAUUGUGGUUGCUGUUAAAGAGGGACGACACAUGUUUGAAAAUAUUCGAAAAUUUGUGAGCCACUUGCUGGCAGGAAAUGUUUCAGAAACGAUUUUGUUGGUAGUUAGCUUGUUAAUUGGAUUGAAACCUCCAUUGAAUUCUAUUCAAAUUUUAUGGCUUAAUAUGAUUACUGGAACUGGUCCUGCAUUUGGUUUGGGAAAUGAAAAACCACGUAAAGGAAUAAUGACCAAGUCAUAUAGUGGUAAACUUUUUGCACCAGAAACUAUUAUUGAUAUUUUCUUUUUUGGAUCAUUGAUGGGAUUGCUUUCAUUGGCAAGUUUUCUCAUAGCAACCAAAGCUAUGAACGUACCGCUGCAAGAAGCCCAAACCAUAACGUUUGUGACUUCCACCGUUUUACUCUUGUUACAUGCCUAUAAUUGUAGAAAUUCCAGAAGACCGUUCUUUUUGGAUGGUUUUUACAAUAGUAGACUAUUACAUUUCUUUGUACUAUUUGGAGCUGUGACGACUAUUUCCACUGUUUAUAUUCCAUGGGUCAACUCGAACAUAUUUCAUCAGACCAUGAUUCCUGCUUUUGAUUGGAUUAUAGUGUUGCUUGCAGCUUUAAUAUUCAUGGGAUUGUCUGAGAUUUAUAAGUGUUGUAAAAGAAUUCUUCUGGUUACCAUUGUUGAGAGAAUCAGAAACUAUCGUCGUCAUGGUCUGGAGAACAUUGUUUAA
Molecule: messenger RNA, 4065 nt
Organism: Naegleria lovaniensis
Lineage: Eukaryota; Heterolobosea; Eutetramitea; Acrasida; Naegleriidae
Exons: 4
Coding region: 1-4065 (1354 amino acids)
Biological process (GO): calcium ion transmembrane transport; intracellular calcium ion homeostasis
Cellular component (GO): plasma membrane
Molecular function (GO): P-type calcium transporter activity; ATP binding; ATP hydrolysis activity
Source: RefSeq, a predicted model, not a curated record